AUGAUUUCAUUCAGACAGGCAGCUCUUAAACCAGCGAGACAGCCGGUUCUCCAAUUUGCUCGUGGCAAAAGGACCAAGACUAAAGGCAAUUUGACGCCUGCAGUGCAAAGAGUAGUUACGCAACUGAGCGUGAUGUCUGCUAGCAGAAAACAACCCAAAAUGCUGAAGCUUUCGCGGGAGGACUUCAUCAAGCACCAAACGAUCCAAAACUGCUGGGCGGUGCACCAGAAAGAGCUGCGCGAAAAGCGUAGCGAGCAGCUGAGGCUGCAGUACAAGAGCACGGAAAAGGCGAUGGAACUACUCGCUCAACUCGAUCCCACGCUUUUCGAAGCUGCGAACGCCUCCGAGGCGGGCAAGCGGUUUCCCUUGGAACUUAAGGUACCUACGGAGUACCCUCCAAAUCAAAUAUGGUACCACAACUAUAAGCCAAAGUCAGAGUAG
Molecule: messenger RNA, 441 nt
Organism: Lachancea nothofagi CBS 11611
Lineage: Eukaryota; Fungi; Ascomycota; Saccharomycetes; Saccharomycetales; Saccharomycetaceae
Source: the annotation of a GenBank genome assembly